AUGAACAAUCAGGAUAAGACGGGAGGUACUGAUGGAGGUGGAGGCAAGACAAAAGAUAAACAAAACCCUGAAAAAGUUGGUGAUGAAGAUAAGCAGGCUAAAAACAGGCAAAACAAGCUGGAUAAGGAGAAGGAGCCGAAGGACAAUGCCAGGAGGGAGAACGGACGGCCGUGUCAGUGGAGGAGCGGCUGGGGUAUGACAGAGCGUCUGGCCAUCAACGUGUCAGGGCUGCGUUACGAGACCCAGCUGCGCACCCUUGCUCAGUUCCCAGACUCCCUGCUGGGUGACCCCCGGCGUCGCAUUCGCUACUUUGACCCUCUGCGUAACGAACUCUUCUUGGACAGAAACCGCAUCUGCUUCGAUGCCAUCCUCUACUUCUACCAAUCAGGUGGGAGGCUGCGGAGGCCUGCCAACGUCCCCUUGGACAUGUUCCUGGAGGAGCUGCGGUUCUACGAACUUGGAGAGGAGAUCAUCGAUCGCUUCAAAGAGGAUGAAGGGUUCCCCAAGGAGGAGGAGCGACCUUUACCUGAAAAAAAGUGGCAGCAGAAAAUCUGGAUGCUGUUUGAGUAUCCCGAGUCUUCCAGUGGAGCCCGGAUCAUCGCUAUCAUCAGUGUCCUGGUCAUCGUGAUCUCCAUUCUCAUCUUCUGCCUGGAGACUCUUCCUGAGUUCAGAAAUGAGAAGGAACGGAGGGAGCAAUACACCAUCGCUCCUCACCCCACCAUCCCAAAUGAAACCAUCUUGAUCCCACCUGGAUUCACUCCCUUCCAGGACCCAUUCUUCAUAGUAGAGACAAUCUGCAUCAUCUGGUUCUCAUUUGAACUCAUCAUGCGCUUCAUUAGUGCUCCCAGCAAGAUGCACUUUUUCAAAGACAUCAUGAACAUCAUCGACUUCUUCGCCAUCUUGCCUUAUUUUGUAACUGUGGGCACAGAGCUAGCAAAAGACAAAGGGACGCAGCCCUCCGUGUCUCUGGCUCUCAUCAGAGUGAUCAGGCUGGUGAGAGUCUUCAGGAUAUUCAAGCUCUCUCGUCACUCCAAGGGCCUCCAGAUCCUGGGCCAGACGCUGAAGGCCAGCCUGAGGGAGCUCGCCCUGCUCAUCUUCUUCCUCUUCAUUGGUGUCAUACUCUUUUCUAGUGCUGUCUAUUUCACUGAAGUUGAUGGUACUGGAACAAACUUCAAAAGCAUACCUGAGUCCUUCUGGUGGGCAGUCGUGACCAUGACUACAGUCGGGUAUGGGGACAUGUUUCCGGAGACGGUUGCAGGAAAGCUAGUGGGCUCCAUGUGUGCUAUUGCCGGAGUGCUCACCAUCUCUUUGCCUGUGCCUGUCAUUGUGUCCAACUUCAGCUACUUCUACCACAGAGAGAUGGAGUGUGAGGACACCAGGGUGUACCACCAUAUCUCCACGUCACUCUGGGAAAAGGAUGGGGAGGCUGAUGAAGAUGAGGAGGAUGAGGAUGGAAUGGAUGAGGGGCCCGAUUAUAUGGGAGAUUACACACUCCUGUAUGGGCAGGACCGGGCUAUUUGCACUCCACUUAAUGGGACUCUUCUGGCUGAAAUUUGUGCAGGAAAAGCAGCUGGGGAUCAGAAAGAGAUGAAAUUAUUUUUUAAGGAACCUAGGGUCACUCAGGUCUGAGUGUUUGCAGAUUUAAA
Archocentrus centrarchus (flier cichlid) is the source of this 1646-nucleotide messenger RNA. It is a transcript of the gene kcna7, whose product is annotated as potassium voltage-gated channel, shaker-related subfamily, member 7. Gene Ontology annotation, cellular component: membrane; voltage-gated potassium channel complex. Gene Ontology annotation, molecular function: protein binding; delayed rectifier potassium channel activity. Bases 1 to 1629 code for a protein of 542 amino acids. Lineage: Eukaryota; Metazoa; Chordata; Actinopteri; Cichliformes; Cichlidae. The transcript is spliced from 2 exons. The record is from RefSeq and is a predicted model, not a curated record. Gene Ontology annotation, biological process: action potential; protein homooligomerization; potassium ion transmembrane transport.